Silurus meridionalis is the source of this 3235-nucleotide messenger RNA. It is a transcript of the gene kcnab1b, whose product is annotated as potassium voltage-gated channel subfamily A regulatory beta subunit 1b. The record is from RefSeq and is a predicted model, not a curated record. The transcript is spliced from 14 exons. Lineage: Eukaryota; Metazoa; Chordata; Actinopteri; Siluriformes; Siluridae. Gene Ontology annotation, cellular component: juxtaparanode region of axon; extrinsic component of cytoplasmic side of plasma membrane; voltage-gated potassium channel complex. Gene Ontology annotation, biological process: negative regulation of delayed rectifier potassium channel activity; potassium ion transport; transmembrane transport. The coding region runs from base 1143 to 2342 and encodes 399 amino acids. Gene Ontology annotation, molecular function: transmembrane transporter binding; potassium channel regulator activity; voltage-gated potassium channel activity.
UUUUUACAACGCUGAAAUGAACCACUGGUGAGAGACUGCUGUUUUUUCAGUAAUCCAACAUCUCUCUUACCCACCCUCUAUACCUUUUAUUCUCCUCUCCUUUCACAUCUCUUCUCUUUCUAUUACCCUCUCUCUCUCUCUUCGCCCCUUCUCUCGGCACUUCUCUGCUUUCAUCACACUCGCUCUCUCAGACUCUGUUUCUCUCUCCUCCAGCACUUGGCACUGCGAUCAUGCCUCAUUCUCCUCUCCUUGCUCUCCCUUGCUCUCCUUCACUCCUCUUCUCUGCCUGUCUUUUUACAUUCCCCCGUUGCUUUAUCAAGCAGGUGUUUCUUUCAAACCUGCACUGUGCCGGCCGAGCUGCAUCCUGCUAGUUUGGGACAAAAAGGGUAAAAAAUCUUCAUUUGACCUCUGCCUUUUUUAGUACUUUCUUCAUUGGAAAACCCGUUUUGGAAGAAAAUGCCUUUUAUGGGUUAAAUUUGGUUUGUCGUAACCUUGCCGUUUUGUGGAUUUCUUACUUCAUGGGAAAGAGUUUGAGACUGUCCUUUCGCUAAGCGUCUGUAGCCGCUCCUGACUGGAAAUCUUAUUGCGGUAGUCAGGGAAACCCCCCGACAUUGGUAUCCUAAGGGGGAGGGGAGACUCACUGAAGCAGAAAACAUAGUAGGAUAAAAAUAGAGGAAAAGAAGAAAACAUAGAAGGAAAAGGAGAAGAAGAACUAGAAGAAGGAGUGGAACGAGAGAGGAACAGAGUAAGAAGUGGAGCAGAAUCAGAAGAAGAAGGAGAUAUUUGUCAUCAGAAACUGGAGCAGAUUAGUGUCCCUAUAGCGGAUAGAGUAAAAGCGAGAGAGAGGAAGGAGAGAGAGAGAAUCACAGUAAGUCACACACAAGCGAUGCUAAAUGCAGCAUGUGCCACUCUCCCGACCCUGUCACUUUAUGAAGAAGACUGUAUGCUCUGAGCACGGGAACGUCCACGACUCUGGACACAGCACAGAUAAGACAGGACAUUACGUGCUUAUCUAAAACCUGCAGCCUCUGAAUCCGCAUCAGCAAGUUCCAGCUCGGACCUUCUGAAGUUUUUGCCACCCUGUCCUCUUCUGCCUCAUUCACAGCUUCUGUGCAGGGACUCAGUCAGUUCCGCUUCUCGCCAUGCAGGUGUCUUUCGCAUGCACAGAUCAUGGGCUCAAGGCACCGCGGAACAAUGAGCCAACCAAGCAAAGCACCGCGAGUCCAAACACGACAAGUGCAGCCAGAGCUCGGUUUCGCACAGUGGCGCUAAUCGCUCGUAGCCUGGGAUCCUUCACUCACCGCCACCACAUCUCAUUGAAGGAGUCCACAGGCAAACUGACUGGCAUGAAGUACAGGAAUCUUGGGAAAUCUGGAUUACGAGUAUCAUGUUUGGGGCUUGGAACAUGGGUGACAUUUGGGGGUCAGAUUUCUGAUGAGGUAGCAGAGCAGCUAAUGACAAUAGCCUAUGAGAACGGGGUUAACCUUUUCGACACAGCUGAGGUGUACUCAGCUGGGAAAGCUGAAAUAAUUCUUGGAAAUAUCAUCAAGAAGAAAUGCUGGAGGAGAUCAAGUCUAGUGAUCACUACCAAACUUUACUGGGGAGGAAAAGCAGAAACAGAAAGGGGUCUCUCAAGGAAGCACAUUAUUGAAGGUCUUAGAGGGUCUUUACAGAGGUUACAGUUAGAAUACGUGGACGUUGUCUUUGCCAAUCGGCCUGAUAACAACACUCCAAUGGAGGAGAUUGUGAGAGCAAUGACUCAUGCAAUAAAUCAGGGGAUGUCCAUGUACUGGGGGACGUCGCGCUGGACUGCCAUGGAGAUAAUGGAGGCAUAUUCUGUUGCAAGGCAAUUUAAUCUGAUCCCUCCAGUCUGUGAGCAGGCUGAGUAUCAUUUCUUCCAGAGAGACAAAGUGGAAGUUCAGUUGCCUGAGCUGUAUCAUAAAAUUGGUGUGGGUGUGGUCUCCUGGUCUCCUCUGGCCUGUGGAAUCAUUACAGGAAAGUACGAGAAUGGCGUCCCAGAAUCCUCCAGGGCAGCAAUUAAGUCAUACCAGUGGCUGAAGGAUAAGAUAGUGAGUGAGGAUGGAAGAAAACAGCAGGCUAAGCUGAAAGAGCUGAGUCAUAUUGCAGAAAAGCUGAGCUGUACACUUCCGCAACUUGCCGUGGCUUGGUGCUUACGGAAUGAGGGAGUGAGUUCAGUUUUGCUGGGGAGCUCCAAUCCUGCGCAACUCACAGAAAACUUAGGCGCAAUACAGGUGCUUCCAAAGAUUACACCUCACAUUGCCUCAGAGAUUGACAAACUUCUGGGUAACAGACCCCACAGUAAAAAAGACUAUCACCACUGAGGAAUUCUAGGACUGAAACAGAUGCGUAUUGUUCCUGACCCGUCAGUGUGUCUCUCACCUGCAUUACUGUAUUACUGUACCAUUCCUGUUAUAUUUACAUGGCAGUAUAUUCUGCUCAUACUGUUUCAGUGUGUCUUGAGUCAGUCGACAGAACCAUGCAUGCGUACGUGUGUUAGUGAGACUGAAGAUCUAUGUGGAGGGGGGACGACACCUCAUAGAAAUAGUCUGUAUUUUAAACAUGUCCUUCUGUCUAACAAGAAUAAUAAGAAACAGUUAACGUGUGGUCAUCCCUCUUUUGUCCUUUUGAUUUAUCCGGACAUUAGAGGAUAAUUGAGUUUGAAUCAUGGUGCCUGAGGAUACAGAGUUAACAUUUAAUUAAAAUAUUUUUUUGAUAAGAUAUGGAUAAUGAUGCCUGAAGGACUACACUGUGUGAUCAAGGUUGACUGUGCAAGCUGGAACUGCAUAGACCUGAUGGACAAAUACUGUGCUUUCCAAACUGUGUGACAUUUUCCUCUUAAAAUCUUAAUAAUUUUUUUUUUCCCUCAUACCAGUGUAUGCCUGUUGACAAUUCACAGUUGUGCUGUGUUCUGUUUUACCAUAUAUGGAUAUGUACCUAUUCCAGAAAUUCUGCUAAAUUCUGCUGCUGGAUUUUAUUUAAUUGCUUUGUUUGUAAAUGAAAAUGGUCAUGCUGAUGUAUUUGCUUGUGUUUAAGCUGCUCCUGCAGAUUUCGGAUUUGGGGAAAGGUAGUAGGAUGUACACAGCAUAAUACAAAUUAUUUAAACUUGACUGUUCCAAUGAAUAGUCAAAGGGUUUACAGAUUUGUGAUAUAGGCUGUAAAGUACCUUAUUGUUCAGUUUGCUUUUAGAAAUGAAAUAAAACAGAUCCUCUACAAA